Messenger RNA from Naegleria lovaniensis, 477 nucleotides. RefSeq lists its product as uncharacterized. Gene Ontology annotation, molecular function: acyltransferase activity, transferring groups other than amino-acyl groups. Lineage: Eukaryota; Heterolobosea; Eutetramitea; Acrasida; Naegleriidae. The record is from RefSeq and is a predicted model, not a curated record. The coding region runs from base 1 to 477 and encodes 158 amino acids. The transcript is spliced from 2 exons.
AUGCAACAAGAAUCGUAUGUGAUUCGUGAAGGAGUUCCUUCGGAUGCUCCCAAGAUUACUGAAUUUAACAUCAUGAUGGCUUUGGAGACGGAGGGUAUUCUUUUGGAUCGUGAGAAAGCUACUCGUGGUGUGGUCAUGCUUUUUGAGAAACCGGAGAAGGGUCAAUAUUUUGUGGCAGUUCAUAAGAAUGGUUCUGAAGAGACAAUAGUCGGUGCUUGUUUAGUGACCUAUGAGUGGAGUGAUUGGAGGUGCUGUGAUUAUUGGUGGAUGCAAAGUGUGUUUGUUGAUAAGGAGCACAGAAGGCGAGGUGUUUUUACACAAUUAUUUAAAUAUGUCGAAAAGAAAUGCAUUGAAGCUAAGAGUGCAUCUUUUAGGCUCUAUGUUGACAAGAAGAAUGCCAAUGCAAAGAGUACUUACUUGAAAUUAGGAAUGCAAGAAUCUCAUUACGAAAUGUGCGAAAUGAACUUUUACGAAUGA